AUGGAUGUCACCAGCGUGCCCCCAGCCUCUGUGACCCCCUCGUGGGAUGUGUUCCCCCAGCAGACCCUGGAGCCCGUGGACAUCGCUGUGCUGGUGCUCUAUUUCCUCUUUGUCCUGGCCGUGGGGCUCUGGUCCAUGUGGAAGACGCAGCGCAGCACCGUCAAAGGCUAUUUCCUGGCCGGGGGACAGAUGGCCUGGUGGCCUGUGGGCGCAUCCCUGUUUGCCAGCAACGUGGGCAGCGGGCACUUCAUCGGCCUGGCUGGCUCGGGAGCUGCCUCGGGAAUCGCUGCCACAGCCUACGAGUGGAAUGGGAUGUUCUGUGUCCUGGUGCUGGCCUGGCUCUUCCUGCCCAUCUACAUCGCCUCGGGGGUCACAACCAUGCCGGAGUAUUUGCGGAGACGUUUUGGAGGCAAAAGAAUUCAGAUAUUCCUGGCCAUGCUUUAUUUGUUCAUCUACAUCUUCACCAAAAUAUCUGUGGACAUGUACGCCGGGGCCCUGUUCAUCCAGCAGGCCUUGCACUGGGACCUGUACAUCGCUGUGGCCGGGCUGCUGGCCAUCACUGCCGUGUACACCGUGUCUGGUGGCCUGGCAGCCGUGAUCUACACUGAUGCCCUGCAGACCCUCAUCAUGCUCAUCGGGGCCGUGUCCCUCAUGGUCUUCAGUUUUAUUGAAGUUGGUGGCCUUGAAGGUUUACAGGCAAAAUACUUUGAUGCCAUUCCCAGCAUCCGCAAGGAGAACAGCAGCUGUGGCCUGCCCAGGGGAGAUGCUUUCCACAUUUUCCGAGACCCUGUGAACUCUGACCUGCCCUGGCCAGGAGUCUUGGUGGGAAUGACCAUCCCAUCCCUGUGGUACUGGUGCACAGACCAGGUCAUUGUUCAGAGGUCCCUCGCUGCCAAAAACCUCUCCCACGCCAAAGGAGGCUCCUUGAUGACCUCCUACUUGAAGAUUUUGCCCCUCUUUAUGAUGGUAAUGCCAGGCAUGAUCAGCCGGGUUCUCUUCCCAGAUCUGGUGGCUUGUGCAGACCCGGAAAUUUGCCAAAAAAUCUGUGGCAACCCCUCUGGCUGUUCUGAUAUUGCUUAUCCCAAGCUGGUGUUGGAGCUCCUGCCUGUAGGACUCAGGGGCCUGAUGAUGUCAGUGAUGAUCGCAGCCCUCAUGUCCUCCCUGACUUCCAUCUUCAACAGCGCCAGCACCAUUUUCACCAUGGACCUGUGGAAACACUUCCGUCCCCGCUGCUCCGAGUGGGAGCUGAUGAUCGUGGGCAGGGUGUUUGUGCUGCUGCUCACCGUGGUGUCCAUCCUGUGGAUCCCCCUGGUGCAGGCUGGCCAGGGCGGGCAGCUCUUCAUCUACAUCCAGUCCAUCAGCUCCUACCUGCAGCCGCCCGUGGCCAUGGUGUUCAUCCUGGGCUGCUUCUGGAGGAGAGCCAACGAGAAGGGAGCCUUCUGGGGGCUGCUGCUGGGGCUGCUGCUGGGCGCCGUCCGCCUGGUGCUGGAUUUCAUCUACCCCGAGCCCCGGUGCGGCGAGCCCGACGGCCGGCCCGGCGUGGUCAAGUACAUGCACUACCUCUACUUCUCCAUGGUGCUGGCAGCCGUCUCCACCCUCACCGUGCUCGUGGUCAGCGUGGCCACCGAGCCCCCGGCCCCCGAAAUGAUAAGUCGUCUCACCUGGUUCACCCGUGGGGACCCUCUGCCCAAGCAGGAGCUGGCAGCCAAGGACCCGGCCACGCUGCAGCUCGAGCUGAGCCCUGCUCCCGACAAUAGUUCAGAUGAUAACAAAUGUGCGGCCGAGGCCAAGGGGAGCUCGAAGCUGCUGAGCACCUUCCUGUGGCUCUGUGGGAUGGAGAGCAGGCAGGAGGGUGCUGAGAACGUGCCCAAAACAGAGCCCCUGCCCGUGGCUUCCCUGGAGGAGAAACCGCUGGUGAAACACAUCCUGAACAUCAACCUGCUGCUGUGUGUGUGUGCUGGAGUCUUCCUCUGGGCAUACUUCGCAUAG
Molecule: messenger RNA, 1989 nt
Organism: Pseudopodoces humilis (Tibetan ground-tit)
Lineage: Eukaryota; Metazoa; Chordata; Aves; Passeriformes; Paridae
Gene: SLC5A11
Product: solute carrier family 5 member 11
Biological process (GO): transmembrane transport
Cellular component (GO): plasma membrane
Molecular function (GO): D-glucose:sodium symporter activity
Source: RefSeq, a predicted model, not a curated record